Exaiptasia diaphana is the source of this 2268-nucleotide messenger RNA. RefSeq names its product UDP-glucuronosyltransferase 1-2. Gene Ontology annotation, molecular function: UDP-glycosyltransferase activity. The transcript has 5 exons. The record is from RefSeq and is a predicted model, not a curated record. Lineage: Eukaryota; Metazoa; Cnidaria; Anthozoa; Actiniaria; Aiptasiidae. Bases 8 to 1642 code for a protein of 544 amino acids.
CUUCUACAUGGGCUUCCUGUGUGAAAGAUUCCGUGACCGUAACUCAAGCGGUAAUUUCUCAGUAGAGUGCACUCAAACGGCAAACGGCUACAACAUGGCAUCGUUCAUAGCACUUCUGACCAUUUUYCUCUUCUUUAUYACUACACCAACGAAGGCUGCAAAGAUUGUAGGAUUACCUAUGUUUGGUGGGAGUCAGUACAUAGGGAUGAAGCGAAUUGCACAAGAACUCGUGACGCGUGGCCAYCAAGUCACAAUACUUGUCAGCAGCAUUCAAACUAUCAAGCCAACUCAAGGAAUAAYACAUGCCGUCUACAAAGUCCCUUAUGAAAAGGAAGUUGUCGAGAAAUUUGUCUCCUCGCAAAUUGAGGAAGGAGUGUUUACGCAAACACUUUUUGGCAAUAUAACUAUGCCACAACUCCAAGCUUCAUUUUGCGAUGCUCUUAUCAGCAACAAACAGCUUAUUGAACCACUCAAAGAUUUUGACCUUCUGGUAACGGAUUCGUCCAUGGCUUGUGGUCACGUCCUUUCGGACUAUUUAGAGAUUAAAAGAGUCGACUAUUGUCCCGUUUCACCAAGAUUCAUGAACGCGUAUAACCCAUACGAAACGUUUUUCCAGGCGUCAUAUGUUCCAAGAGUAAUGUCUUUUAACCCUGGAAAAAUGAACUUCUUGCAACGAGUGAAAAAUACAUUAMUUGCUAUGGCAACUGCAACUAUGUUUUCUGUCAUUAUGGCCAGGCCAUUAGAGAGUGUUAAAGUUAAAUACAAAAUCAAGCCAGAUAGAAGAUUGUUUGAUUCAGAGAAGGACAGUCAACUAGUUUUGUUUUUGUCUGACUUUGCUCUUGAGUAUACAUAUCCCAUUCCACCACACUAUAAAAUGAUUGGCCCAGUGAACAUCCAGCCAGCCAAACCCCUCCCCCCUGACCUGCAGCAGUUGGUUGACAAAUCCGGUGAUGAUGGAAGCAUUAUCGUGUCAUUUGGAUCCAAUAUGGCCGGUUCUAUGGCAAAAGACAAGGUCGAUAUCAUGGCAGAGGCUUUUGGUAGAUUGAAACAGCUGGUGAUUUGGAGGAUUAAGGGAUAUAUCCCAUCGUCUCUCAGCCCCAACAUCAAACCUGUUUCCUGGUUACCGCAAAAUGACUUGUUGUCCCAUAAAAACCUACGUUUGUUCGUGAGCCACGUGGGGCAAAAUAGUCUUUACGAGGCUGCGUAUCGUGGUGUUCCUUUGGUCGCCAUUCCAUUAUUUGCGGAUCAGUUUGACAACGCUUUAUUGAUGGAAAGUCGAAAGAUUGGCCUUUCUCUUGAUUACUACAAGCUAACCGCUGAUCAACUACAUAGUACUAUUGAACAUGUUAUCAAGGAACCAAGUUACCGUCAAAAUGUUCAGCGCAUUUCACGCCUGAUGCAAGACCGUCCACGUAGCCCGGUCCAGGAGGCUGGUGACUGGAUAGAGUACGCCCUUAGACACGACAGUCUUGCACAUCUUCGUCCGUACUCUGGUCAACUUUCCUGGUACCAGUAUUUCCUGGUAGAUGUAGCAGUGUUCCUGGUCUUGGUAGUUUUGGUGGUCAUUAUGGUGAUAAAGUACACAGUUCGAUUAAUGUGUUGGAUGUGCUGCCGACGAGACAAGAAACAGAAAACUCAAUAAAAAAGAAAUUUGACAAGAACAAGGUUUUACAAUGUGCUGAAAAAUUAAAAAAUUCCAGCCAAAAAAGAGAUUCUGUUCGAUUUCUAACGAAAAAAGUCUUCCUCGAAGAAAUGUUCGAGUGUUCUUGAUAUUCAAACUAAACUUAUCCUCUGAACAACAUUGAAAUGAAGGGGUCAGAGGCAAUCAAAUACGGUUGUCAAAAAGUGGUUCUUGUACCCUCUCACCUUCGAAGCCAAAUUGAUUUAGAAAAACUUAGAAAGAUAGAAUCUCAACAUUGCAAUAUGCGGAAAUUCGUUUAGACUUUGCUUUAAUCAGAUGAGGAAAUUAGUGUUCUCGUUUCUCUAUGAUUGUGUAAAAUGUCCAGAACAAUAUAUUUAAUAUGUGAAGUUGAUAUAAUUCUAUGACGUCACAUCCAUAUCAUGUGACGUCAUACUGAGAAGUUUGGGUGACGGCGAAUCCUGGAUACACCGCAUGUUGUUCCACUGCCAUACUUGUAACUAAAAUCGCUUCGAAACGAGAAAUCAUUUAAGGAAACAAUAGAUAAGUUUUGUUUUCGAUGUCUUUUCCACUGUGUUAGCCUUAAUUGUGUGUAAAAUACGCAAUAAAACUCGAGGAAGUUCGAACUA